GGUAACCUAUCUAUUCUGCUGUCUGUCAUGUGUGUUCUGCUGAGCCUGGCUGGAUUUAUAUUAGGAUGUCAAGGCGCUCGGUUUGUGUCCAGUGUAUUCAGAUGUGAUUUGGUGGGUAUGGGUGAAAGCAAGACUUGUUUCUGCUGUGAACAAUUUCAUGUCGCUACAUGCAGAGAAGAAGAGUCCGCCCUGAUGCUGUACCACACGAAGUCAUGUAGUGCUGCUCUCCUUCUUCUCAAGAAAAUUCUCUUUACUCUUUCUGCCCUGAAUGUUCUGACCGCCACAGUUUGCUUGGUAGUGGCUUCCCUGGAUUACUUACAGAUUUUUGCGGCAAGAACAUCCUGCACAGUGCCCUUAUGCAACAGAUAUGAAGCUCUGGAGCUUGAGGACCAGGCAAGUGAUAAUGAAGAUGAAGGUCCUUCCAGGGAAUUGCCUGGGGCAA
Cariama cristata (Red-legged seriema) is the source of this 442-nucleotide messenger RNA. Its product is annotated as protein FAM189A2-like. The transcript has 4 exons. The annotation marks the transcript as partial. The record is from RefSeq and is a predicted model, not a curated record. NCBI's taxonomy places the organism in Eukaryota, Metazoa, Chordata, Aves, Cariamiformes, Cariamidae.